AAAUAAUCCCGUACGUCCCUGGUCCAUGGAUUUAUAAUCUAUUAAAUGAAGAUAGAAAAUGUAGAUUCUAAAUCCACGGACCAAGAAUGUACAAGAUUAUUCUAAUACGUAAACUUGAUCCGACCUCUGUUCAAAGACAUGCUAUUCUUCAUCUUUUUAACUAUCCAUCCUAUUUUCCCUCCACUAAUCUCUCACAAACCGUUUCCUCUCUUUCAGGCAUUUUUACAACCACAAAGGCUUUGUCCUUUCAUCUCUCUCUCUCCCUCUGUCUCUCUCUCUCUCUCUAAACAAUGUCUGUCCGUAGCUCCUAUGAUGCUUCAAAAUUCAACUCUGAGGAAUCAAUUGCUAGAGCCCAUUCAGCCAUUGAAUCGCUCUCUUCCAUCCUUGGUGAUCUACCUCCUUUUCUCUCCUCGGAAAACCCUGCCUCCUAUCUCCUCCAUGACAUUGAACUUGCAGCCAAGAUCUCAUCACAUCUCCGGCAACCCAAUUCCGGUGCCGGCAAUAACCCCCUUUGCCGAUGGCUUUACGACACAUUCCAAUCCUCUGAUCCAAAUCUUCAACUAGUUGUAUUAAGGUUCUUGCCAAUCAUCUCUGGAAUUUACCUCUCUAGAGCCAUUUCUCGAAAGCCCUUAGCCGGAUUUGAGGCUGUACUAUUAGCUCUCUAUGCCCAUGAGACCACAUCAAGAGCUGGCCAAGCAAUCACAGUUACCAUCCCAUGCCUUUCACGUUCAAGCAUAUAUCAUGAAUCCAAAGUGUCUACCAAUACCAAUGCUAGUGGUCUCAAUAUAGCUGUUUUGUCACCAAGCCUAGAGCCCCAUGGCACUGUUAGAGCAACAAAGAGGGCUCGUAUUGUUGGUGUGGCCUUGGAGCUUUAUUUUUCCAAGAUUUCACUCAUGCCCAUAGGCUCUAAGAUUGAUUUUUGUGAGUUUUGUGUGGCUUGGGCUGGUCAAGAUGGGGAUAUGUUCAAGGGGAUUGAAGAUGAUAAGGAACAAUGUUCUUCUAGUAAUGAAGAUGAAGGUGUUGUUAAUGGUGGAGGAAAUGUUUCUAAUAGAGAAGGAGAGGAGAAAGGGGGAAGGAUUCCUCUACCUUGGGAUCUUCUACAACCAAUUUUGAGGGUAUUAGGUCAUUGCCUCGUGGGUCCAAAUAAUUCAGAGGAGCUGACUCAAGCUGCACUUGCUGCCUCUAGGUCUUUAUAUGCAAGGGCAUUGCAUGAUGUUAACCCUAGAGUGAUUCUAGCCACUGAAAGUCUUCUCAAGCUAGGGAGGAUAGCAUUGGAUUCAACUGAUAAAACAGAUCCAACAGACAUCUUUACAGAAGACAAUGUCAUCACCCUCUAAUGCUUCUUUAUUUGGGUUCUUUUGGUUGUGUUUUCAGAAUUCUUUUUUUAAGUCAGUGACAUGAGAAACAUGCAUUUCCUCCUUUGUAUCCAUUGAAUUUAGUUAUGCUUGUUGGAUA
Macadamia integrifolia is the source of this 1455-nucleotide messenger RNA. Its product is annotated as hyccin. Gene Ontology annotation, cellular component: plasma membrane. Gene Ontology annotation, biological process: protein localization to plasma membrane; phosphatidylinositol phosphate biosynthetic process. Lineage: Eukaryota; Viridiplantae; Streptophyta; Magnoliopsida; Proteales; Proteaceae. The record is from RefSeq and is a predicted model, not a curated record. The coding region runs from base 291 to 1337 and encodes 348 amino acids. The transcript has a single exon.